Molecule: messenger RNA, 606 nt
Organism: Labrus bergylta (ballan wrasse)
Lineage: Eukaryota; Metazoa; Chordata; Actinopteri; Labriformes; Labridae
Source: RefSeq, a predicted model, not a curated record
AUGUGGGAUGAAGGACUUUGCAUUUCCUCAAGCAAAGUCCUUCGUCAGUUCCAUUACAUCGAUCUAAAGUUGAACUGGUUGGAUGCUCAGCAUUAUUGCAGAGAGAAAUACGACGACCUGGCUACCAUCCAAAGCAUGGAGGACAUAAUCCAGCUGAAAAACCAAGUUCAAGUUUCUGCAUGGAUAGCUGCAUGGAUCGGACUUAGAGAUGACCCAAAUUCUUGGUUCAAAGUCAUGGGCAUUGACGCCAAUUCCUGGAGAUGGUCGGUAACCGAGACGGGAGGAUUGAAAACCUACGUGCACAUCUCAACCCCGCUAUCAUGGCCCGAUGCUCGUGACUACUGCAGAGAAAACUACAAGGACCUGGCUCUGAUUGAGAGCGAAGAUGAAAACACAAAUGCUUACCAAGCAAAAAACUCCUCAUCUACUGCUUGGAUUGGUCUGUACAGAGUGCCAUGGACUUGGUCUGAUAACAGCAGCAGCUCAUUCACAAAUUGGCGUGGUGGAGAACCAAAUGAUCCAGAAUUUAAGUCUGUGAUAAGGAUGGAAUUAAGGACUGCCGCUGACUUGACGGAUCCAGCUAUCAACGCAAAGCUUCUGGCUCAG